ACAUAAUCUUCCUGGCUAAGUGCAUCCGUACUGUAUGGAAGGCAAAAGGAAAACUCAUCAUCCGGUGCAGUCAAUAAAUCGAAACAAAUUAACCUCUGAACUGUUGCCUCAGAAGCAAACCAACAAGUGUCCGUCGUUGCAAGAGCGUGGGAUCAAGAACAGCGCUGCCCAGAAUUUAGCUAAAAACUUCAAGAAAACCUCUGAUGUGAAAAGGGCAGAUGCUAUCUUAAGGAAACGAAUCAAUGAUGGAGAUUUGCAAGCAAUUUUCCUGCUGGGGCAACUCUACUUUGAAGAGGGAUGCUUUGAAACAGCUUUUGAAGAGUUUAACAAAAUUAAAGACAUAGACUUUCAAGCCCUCUAUCAGCUUGGUGUGAUGUAUUAUGAUGGCUUAGGCACUAAGGAGAAUCCUGCUUUGGGUGUGGAAUACAUGAACAGAAUCAUAAACUCAGAAGAUCCAAAAGCACAACAUUUGAAAUUUGUAGCAUAUUACAAUUUGGGCAGAGCUUCUUUCGAAGGAUUUGGCAUCCAGCAGAGCAAUGCAGAAGCGGAGAGACUAUGGCUUCUUGCUGCAGAUGAUGGUAAUCCAAAAGCUAGUGUGAAAGCCCAAACUAUUCUAGGAUUGUUUUACUCUAGACCUGAGUCACAGGAUUUGCAAAAGGCAUUCUUUUGGCAUUCUGAAGCAUGUGGCAAUGGAAGUCUAGAGUCGCAGGGUGUGUUGGGCUUAAUGUACCUCACUGGGCAAGGUAUCCAUAAGGAUACACAGUCUGCAUGGAAUUGCCUGAAGGAAGCAUCAAGCAGAGGCAAUGUUUAUGCUCAGGGUCACCUAGUUGCUUACUUUUACAGUCGUAAGCUGUACUAUAACACUGUCGAUCUUGCUCAAAGGGUUGUUGAAUAUGACAAUAUCCCACGAAUAGCAAAAGAAACUGAUUGUUUGCCAGUUUACAUAGCAAAGGGUAUCGCCAUGGCUGCUUUCUACUACGCCAGAUGUCUACAGUUGGGCUUAGGGAUACAACAAAAUCAGGCAGAAGCCAUGAAGUACUACUGCAGGGCAAUUAACAUGGAUCGUGAUAUAGCAACUGACCUGCAUUUUCAAGUUAUAAUGGCAAGAAUUUAA
Molecule: messenger RNA, 1114 nt
Organism: Hemiscyllium ocellatum (epaulette shark)
Lineage: Eukaryota; Metazoa; Chordata; Chondrichthyes; Orectolobiformes; Hemiscylliidae
Gene: lrp2bp
Product: LRP2 binding protein
Exons: 9
Coding region: 35-1114 (359 amino acids)
Molecular function (GO): protein binding
Source: RefSeq, a predicted model, not a curated record